Molecule: messenger RNA, 2456 nt
Organism: Centropristis striata (black sea bass)
Lineage: Eukaryota; Metazoa; Chordata; Actinopteri; Perciformes; Serranidae
Exons: 3
Coding region: 322-957 (211 amino acids)
Source: RefSeq, a predicted model, not a curated record
AAAAUAUAUAAAUGCACAGACAAAGAGGUGUUUAAGUUGUUGUCUGCUACAUUAUUUGUACGAAAUUUGUCGUAUCAACUGGGUUUGUAUGAUCUGAACUGUGAGAUUCUGUUCAGUGAGACAACAUGCAUGUUAAAUUGGGUGUUGCAACUCAAAAAGGUUGAGAACUGCUCCUUUAACGGGAGGCAUUACAUCACUAGCUGACAAUCUGCCCCAUCAGCUUGUUCUCUACAGUUUCCUCCUGCUGCGUCCAGAGAAAACCAUCUGUGGCUCCAUCUCUCUGCUCUCAGAGCUGAGAGGAAACAAACAGUGGAGGCUGAGAUGUUCAGACUGAACCCGGACUGUUGGCUCUGGUCGCCCUCACCUCCUCCUUGUCUCCAUCCUCCACACUCAGGGAGCUUUGCUUCAGCCGAGAUGAACCACCAGGAGGAAGAGGAAGAGGAGGAAGAGGAGGCAGGAGAGCAUCCUGCUGCUUGCUGCUACACUACAGGUUGUGAUGACAUCAUCAGCCAGGAUCCUCGGUGGGCCCCCGCUGACCCCCCCCUCCACUCAGGGGUCCCCAGCAGCUCCGGCCCGGCUGGACGAGGUCCCGGUGCUCCUCAGCAGCCAGAAACAGUGCUGGGUGGCGCCGGGGGAGCCGUGUGGCAGGUUGCUGGUGGCGGUCGGUGCUGGGAGGGUUCGGGGAUGAACCCCCAGGGAUGUGUUUGUGUUUAUGGGCAGAGGGAACCAGAAGGUUUGGGGCCCUGCUGGCCUGGAUCUCCAUACGUCUACUACGGAGGUGAGUCAGGUUUCCUUCUGUCUAAACGUAACAAAAAUGAUAAAAAAUUAACAGAAAUAAAAUGCUCCAUCAGUGGAAGCAGGUCAGUCUCAUUGAGAUUACAAAAUCUCUUUUCAAGGGAGCAAAAUAAGAGUGAUAGUGUUUCAACAACUUACAGUGAAAAACAGCCAAAAAUGUAAUAAAACCUAUGCACUAAAGCAGAGGUCUCAAACUCAAAUUACCUGGGGGCCGCUGGAGGCACUAUCAAAAUGACCAAAAAAAGACACAAAAUAACAGAAAAAAAACCCUAAAUUACUUAAAAAAGACACAAAAUGACUGAAAAAACACUUUAAAAAAGUCACAAAAUUAUUUUAAAAAGACACAAAAUUACUAAAAAAGACACAAAAUGAUUGAAAAAAGACACAAAAUUACUAAAAAAGACACAAAAUUAAAAAAAAAAAGUAAUCAAAGGGACCUUCCACACACAACACGGUAAAGUGCCAUUCAUAUAAAAAAAGGGCCACAAUUGGCUCGCGGGUCGCGAGUUUGAGACCCCUCCACUAAAGCCUUUAAAAGUUCAGGUUAUGAGAAGUUUCACAUGUUGGCAAAGUUUUAAAUGUAGUCAGCCUUUAUUAUUAUAGUGCAAUCCAAUAAAUGUGACUCUGUGUUGCAGAGAGUUUAAUACUUUUCCUGGUGUCACACUUUGUUUGGCGGCUGUCCUUCAUCAGGAUACUUUAAGGACUCUUCCCUCUGUUGUGCCGAGACAACACCCAGAGGCCGACAUGCCUUUAUAAUUAUAAUGCUUAUAAUUAACAGCCAUCUCUUAGAACAUACCGUACACGACAGAACAAGCGACUGACUGGCUCUGCUGCAGUGUUAUAUAACUGGUUAUAAGACAGAAAUCACAGAAACUGGAGCCGCUGUGGACAAAAUAUUUAAUAAAAAAUAAAUAAUUAAGUGUUUGGCUCGAUACGAAGGGACAUUUGUAUAUAUAUUUAACCUUUUCCCUGACCUGAUGCUGGCUGCAGUUUGAUAUGCAGGAUGUUCUGGUUUAUUCUGUCCUCCUGUCUGCUGGGAGUUUGACUCGGGGAACGGGUUUGACUUUAUGUUAGAUGGUCACUGAUUGGCUGACUCAGCCGACCUGAUUUCCUCAGGUCGGCUGAGUCAGUGAUCUCUUUUAAGUUUCUUCUUAAAACAUACUUUUAUCGAAGGGCCUUUUCCUGAUUUUACCUGAACUUUCCUUGAAUUGUCUUCUAAUCGCACAGAAUGUUGUCAUUUUCUUAUUCUACAGCCUUGGUAUUACAACAGUAACACUACACUUUGUAACCUGUGUUUAGAAAACUUUCUUCUGGUGUUUGCUUCCUGCAGUGAGGAGGAACCUGGUGGUUGGAGUGGAGGUGGUGGAGGAGGUCGCUGUUGAAGACACUCUAGAAGUAAUAACAGAGGACAUAUACACAGCUGAUCUGCUGGACCCUGAGCUGCUGCAGGAAACUCAGCUGUUCCCCACAUGAGCCCCAGAGUAACUUCCAGCUGGUCCAGUUUCAACUGUAUUUCACAUAUUUAUCAAAUUUGUUUAUUUUAUACAUUUCACUUUCGUUGUGCCUGACAUGCUGUUAAUCUUUGUUUUUAAUUGAAGUCUUUGUCAACUGCGAUAUAAAGGAUUUAUAACAGAAAACAGAAUAAAAAAAUGACUGAUUAA